CUUCCUUCCCCCCUUGUCCGCCUGUCGUUAGCCACACAGAAGGAGGGUCCUUGCUGAGCGAUAACAUCUGAGGGGAGUCGACAUCAAGGAUGGACGCGGACAACAACGAGGUCGAACGUCGUCGGGACGACACCAACGGCGAUACGACCGACUCUUCUCGCUCACACCGUCAACACCUCCAUCAAAAUCAUAAUCCCUACGCUCUCGAUCCUACGAACCCGUAUUCGAGCUUGUUAUCCCCACUGCACCUGAGCAACGAACGGAAUAAUCACGGCGGGUUCCCUGGUUUCGAUACCUCCUUGUUGACGGCUUCCGAUUCGUCGUCGACCUCGUCACCACGCUUAUCCAGGACGGAUCCUGUGGGAAGGCCUAUCAAUCUCAACCCCAAUCUCAAUAUCAACACCGACCUAGCCGCCGGGUACUCCCGCCAGCCAGAACGUAAUCACGUUCGGACCCCUUCUACCGGCUCAUCAAUCGGUUCGACGGGAGCCCCUACUACCACCUCGACAGCCAGACCUGGACUGAAACCGAUAUCGAUACCGGGAAAGAACGAGAUGAUUCCCAUGCCAGUACCCCGACCGACAGGGUCUUAUGCCCCUGAUGUACCGCGGAACAUGUUGGACAACCCAGAGCUCGGAGAAGGGGGCUUGACCUAUGCGCAGUUGCAUGGACGGAGAGGGAGCGAUGAUGGAGAUGCCGAUAAUCAGAGGAAUUACUGUCAAUGGAAAGGUUGUCAACAGUGAGUGUCCCGAUUGCCAUCGUUAUCGUCGGGCGCAGAGAAGGGCAGCAG
Messenger RNA from Filobasidium floriforme, 790 nucleotides. RefSeq lists its product as uncharacterized. Bases 90 to 743 code for a protein of 217 amino acids. The transcript has a single exon. NCBI's taxonomy places the organism in Eukaryota, Fungi, Basidiomycota, Tremellomycetes, Filobasidiales, Filobasidiaceae. The record is from RefSeq and is a predicted model, not a curated record.